AUGGACAAAGAGAAGAAAAUCAUUAUUUUGGUUUUGUUGUUGCAAGGUGUUUGGUGUGGAGAUUGGUCCAUCAGUCUGCCAGAGAAGAUUGAAGCUCUGAGUGGAUCCUGUGUGACCAUAAACUGCACAUUUACUAUUGAUAACACAUAUGACAAAGAUCUCACUGACAGUGCUGCAGGAGUGUGGAGUAAAGAUAACACUAUUGUGUUUAACUCCAGCAACUCCAAUCUUUUUUUUAAAGGGAACAUAACUGGAAAGUUAAAAAACAAGAACUGUACCACCAUCUUUUAUAAUGUUACUUCAAAUGACAAAGGCAAAUUUUACUUCAGGAUUGAGGGUAAUGGUGGACUGAAAUAUACCUAUACACAAAAAUCUGUUUCAAUAAAUGUGAUUGACUCUCCCUCCAAACCAACAGUACAGAUGUUAAAGGAUCAGAUGGAGGUUGAGGUUCAUGAGGAGGUGUUAGAGGGGAGCUCUAUGUGUCUGCGCUGCUCUGCUAAGACUCUCUGCUCCUCUUCUCCACCAACUCUCACAUGGAGCUCCACUGACAGACUCCACCUCAAUGAGAGCAGCAGACUACAGCUGGAUCAACAGAAUCAAACUGAGAUCAUCUCUGAUCUGAACUUCACUGCUACUCACCUUCAACAUGGAGUCACUUUCAUCUGCACUAUAACCUACCAGCUACAGCAGAGGAACACAACAGCAAAGAACUAUAUCACAUUAAGUGUUCAGUAUGCACCCAAAAUCUCUCUCUUCAGCUGUAACAGAACUGAUGUAACUGUGUAUUUGUGUGAGGCUCAUGGGAAUCCCUCUCCUAAAGUGGAGUGGCAUCUAUCUGGACGUCCUGUCAGUAACUCUACAAACACAUCCAUCAGUGAGGAGCGAUUGAGCAGCACAGACUUGAGGAGCUUCAUUUCUCUCCAUCAGUCACUCACACACACAGACACUCUGCAGUGUGUCACCAACAAUACUCACGGCAAUGCCAGUCAACAGAUUCAACGGCUUCACUGUUCUCAUGAGACAAGCUGUGGUUUCAGUCUUUUCUCUGUGCUGACCGGAGCUGUUAUUGGAGCUUCAGUAAUGAUGAUCUUGUGUGUCAUUAAACAUCUCUGUAAACGAAGACGGAAAAGAAAACCUUACCAGAAGAGACGAGAAGCCCAUAACUUACAGGAGCAUGAGGGAGAAUCUGUUUAUGCCAAUAGAGCCAUGCUGUCACUUGCUGAAGUUGCUAAAGACCCAGAAUCCCUUCAUUAUUCCUCCAUUCACUUCACAAACACCCACACAGAGUCAGAAGAGAUCAUGGAUGCUUCCUCACUUACUGCUGAAUAUGCUUCCAUCCAUCACUAUCCUACAGGAGCGUCAGAGAGCUCUACAGAUGCACAGGUGAUUGUUAAUGCAGAAGAGCAUAAAGAAGAAGUAAAGCCUAAGAAAUCUGAUCAAGAGAUGCCAGCAGACUCAGAUUCUCAAUUAUAUGCACAAGUUAAACGUCGAAACCCAUAAAGGACUUGAGACUAAUGCUUGUUUCACAUCACCCAUAAAAGCUACGCUUAAGCAGGCCAUGUAUGUUUUGGCGGUCAUAUUAAGAGUUCAUGCAUUUCACGCGGCAGCAGAAGUUUAUGUGUGAGCAGCAUUUUGACUGUUAUAGUUAAAAACACACAUAUAAAUAAUACUGAUUGUGUUUGGGGAGAAAGUUCUUCUCUGAUGUCUUUUAAUUGCUGUCAGUAAAGCUUAUUAACUGCUUUGAAAAUAAUCACAC
Molecule: messenger RNA, 1756 nt
Organism: Paramisgurnus dabryanus
Lineage: Eukaryota; Metazoa; Chordata; Actinopteri; Cypriniformes; Cobitidae
Biological process (GO): cell adhesion
Cellular component (GO): plasma membrane
Molecular function (GO): sialic acid binding
Source: RefSeq, a predicted model, not a curated record